AUGGUCCCAGCAACGGUAAAGAUCCUUUGUUUACUGGCAAGUGUAGUGGGGGUGCGCGGGAAAUGGGUGGAGGGGAGGGUAGAUACGAAAGAGAACUGGGCAUUUCUCGCGAGAUUCUGUUUCUUAUCACUUGAAGGACAAUUCGAGUAUUUGAUAGAGUUUGAGAGGGACAUGGGCACUCCAAACUUACUGCUAUAUUACGAUGACGAUAGCCAGUGGCCGGCUGUAUACCACAGUACGAAGACUUGCAAGCAACGCGAAGCUGUACUAAACAAAGGUGGACAGAACCAAAUAGUAAAACUAUCUCACUGGUAUCCAGAUACGGAGUUCUCAGGCUGUAUACUAACUCAGGCAAAUAAGGAGUUGCCAGCAGUAAAAAGUACAACAUCAGCAACACCAAAAGCUAAAACAAAUAGUCCAUCAAAAUCGAAGAACUCAACUAAAAUCGACUUACCAGCCGAUCCCUCGUAUUACAAUCAAUUUUUAAAAACUACCACAUCAAAACCUAAAUCUACCAUUGUGGACUCAAAUUCUACCACUUGGUACGAAUUAUUGCCUACUGAAAACAUAAAUUCUACCACAACGGGGUUGCCAGAUGACGAAUUAUGGGAGAAUAUAGAACCAGAGAACAAUACAAAAAGAAUGGAAAAUUUGAAGGACGUGGAAUUAUUGUUUGAUAACUAUAGCAACACCGGUCGUAAAAUAAAACGUUCAACGUUCGAGCUGUAUGAACGAUUCCGUCGACGUCGAUUGCACUCGGAAUCAUAUCAAAAGGAGUCUGGUAACCCGAACACCAACACCGUUAAGUUCAUCGUGUCCUGUCACAACUCCAGACGCUUCCGAUCGGCGAGGGAACGAUGGUGGUUCAUUGGUAUCAGCAAUUGUGACAGCCCAAAGGGAUUGGACGUCCGUUACAAAUUCCUAAUGACCAACGGACCUAGCGGUGAUUUCUGGCACGAACACUUCUCAGCUGAUGAAUUUUACGUUCUUCCAAUCCUUCUCGCGUACACAUUUGCGUACGUGAUAGUAAUGAUCGCAGUAGUGAUGUGCAGCGUUGAAUUACGAUGUCGGCACUUAUUGCACGCCACUUAUAAACUAUUCCUAGCUUCACUGACGGCGCAACACGCAGGGGUUGUACUUCAAGCUCUUGCGUAUAUCCGGUACGCGCAUAAUGGUAUAGGCAGCCCUACUGCUAAGGUCACAGGUCAGUUACUGUGUGGAAUAUCGGAAACUACAUUCCUAUUGCUCUUAAUAUUGAUGGCGAAAGGAUACACUAUAACACGUGGCCGAUUGAAGGUGGCUUUCACUGUGAAGCUGACAAUCUUCAUGUGCUGUUAUGUGCUGACUUAUAUUGUGCUGUUCAUUUACCAGGCGAAGGCAUUCGAUCCAGGAGAGGUUUUGUAUCUGUACGAAAGUCCGGCCGGGUACGGGCUUAUAGUCCUCCGUGUGGCCGCUUGGUGUGCCUUUGCAUAUGCUACGUUUUUCACCGUUAAAAAAUAUCCAGAAAAGAAUAUGUUCUACUGUCCGUUUUUUAUUUGCGGCACAUUAUGGUUCUACGCAGGACCGUUGUUUAUAUUAACAGCAAAUUCCUAUAUAGAUAAAUGGGUACGUGAGAGCGUCGUCACUGCUGUUCUGCUGUUCAUCACUUUCUGUGGACAUGUUAUGUUUUUGCUGUUAACACUGCCAGUAUUCGCGAACAAAAACUUCCCCUACCAUGUUCGGACUACUCAAAUCGGAGUUAUGGAGGUUACUCACAGUUCAGGUUUAGACAGAUUUGGUCCAACCGCCUAUCAUCCCACUGAGGGGGCUGCUCAAACUGUUAUUAUACCGCUAACGAGAAGAACAGAAGAAUUGAUAGGUAACAUGUACAGCCAAUACAUGGCAACUGCACCACCAGUACCUUUGGGAAACGAUACGCCAAAACUAAAUGGCAUAAAGAAAAUAGAAUCAAAUAAGUAUAAUAACGGUCUUGUACCACAAGCGAGUACGGAAACAAACUCCUCCGACGACAUAAACCCUGCAAUCGACAAAGUUUUCACAAUUGAUAGUCAAAUGUCAAAAAUCGAGCAAAAGACGCGGGAUAAUGAAGUGUCAAUGUCAAUGUCAAACCAAUCAGUGUUGCCAGAUAAUGAUAAUCUACCAAAAUCGGGAGAAAAUGAUAAAGUCGAUCUGCCAUUAGUCUUAAGGUCUAAGAGAAAUAUUUUGGAGCCUAUAAAAAGGGAUGUUCCGGUAUGGUCGUUGGCUAAAGGGCCGAGUGUUGUUGCUAUGCACUUGAAAGCGUCGACGAGUUUGACAGAAGAUACUCCAGCGAGCCCACCAGUUCAAUCAAACGGUAAACGACCAUCUCUACGCAGCCUCCAGUCAAUUUCAGGAGACAUUAGCACGAUACACGAAGACAGAGAGAAAAGCUACGUCCGAACACCCACCGACAUCUUCACUGUGCCUACUAGGGGAUAA
Molecule: messenger RNA, 2457 nt
Organism: Melitaea cinxia (Glanville fritillary)
Lineage: Eukaryota; Metazoa; Arthropoda; Insecta; Lepidoptera; Nymphalidae
Product: transmembrane protein 145-like
Exons: 15
Coding region: 1-2457 (818 amino acids)
Biological process (GO): response to pheromone; G protein-coupled receptor signaling pathway
Source: RefSeq, a predicted model, not a curated record